UUCGGAUGUGAAACAUUCGGUCUGUUUCCAAUUCCACACACCCUGUCCGACCCGUCAAAAGUCCCCGGCGCUUUCUGGCUUCAAUCCACAUUUCCCGCUGCGGCGGUUGUUUUGAUUUUCCAUGUUAGCUACAAAACAGAUGGCAGGGAAGAGUAAGUGGUGGAGAGAGAGCGCGGUUGUGGGACUGUGAUGGCCGGAGAGUCGACGGGAGAGCGGUCUGCACUCGUACACAACCCCGCCGUCUGAAACACCUCUCCCGCCACUGAGGAACACGGCACGUUCUGCCAAAGACUCUCCCCGCUGAGGAGCUGAGCUGAAGGCGGCACAGUGGCGCAGCGGGUAGAGCUGCUGCCUUAUACAGAGCAAGAGACCCGGGUUCGAUCCUGACUCCGGGUGUUGUCCGUACGGAAGUGUAUACGUUCUCCCGUGUGACCGCGGUCCGAGCUGCGGGGACGAUGAGGCGGGUGUGAGUGAGCCGCGACUGCUGUGAGAUUGCUAGCAAUGAGAUGACCGGCACGACGGUCUCCGCUCUCCUCGGGCCGCUGGUUGUGCUUGUGGUGAUCGGGGUGUGUGUACCGGGAUCCCGAGCGGCCCCCGGGUGGCCUCCGGCCGAGGUGGGUCCGGGCUGGCAGCGGCUGUUGGAGGAGGGCAACGACUGCCCGCCGUGCGAGGCGGCUCUGUGCGCCGUUCCCCGGGGCUGCGGGGCGGGAGCGGUGCGGGACCGCUGCGGCUGCUGCUGGGAGUGCGGCAAUGUGGAAGGGCAGCUGUGUGACCUCGACCACACCAACCACUUCUACGGGCUGUGCGGGGACGGGCUGGACUGCCGCCUGGAGCUGGCCGGCUUGGCCCAAGGAGAGGUGCCCGAACCGCAGUGUGUCUGCCGCCACCACCUCGCCGUCUGCGGCUCCGACGGCAGCACCUACCCGCAACUCUGCCGCUUCCAGCAGGCGGCCAACGCCAACCAGAGCGCCAACCUCACCCUGGCUCAUCAGGGGCCCUGCGAGGCAGUCCCACAGAUCAUCUCUCCUCCGUUCAGCGUUUGGAAUACGACCGGCGAGGAUGUCAUUUUCGGCUGUGAGAUCUUCGCCUAUCCCAUGGCGGCCGUGGAGUGGCGGAAGGAGGGUCUGGAGACCUUCCUGCCCGGAGACGACCCCCAUAUAUCUGUGCAGUUUCGAGGCGGACCGCUGAAGUACGAGGUGAGCGGCUGGCUGCAGAUCCAGGGGAUCCGGAGCUCGGAUGCGGGGGUCUACCUCUGCUGCGCCCACAAUAAGCUGGGCGAGGUCUCGGCAGCAGCCAACCUGACCGUCCUCUCCGCUGACGAGCUGGGCGAGGCGGGGACUCUCUGGAGCCUGGCCCAGCCCCCGCUGGACGACGAUGUGGACACGGACGACUAUUACUGAGCACUGACCCUCGGCCACGGGAACGGUGGUGAUCGACCGGGAUGAAGCAGCGAAUUAUAAUAAAGUCACUGGCUACGACCCGA
Messenger RNA from Leucoraja erinaceus (little skate), 1483 nucleotides. Its product is annotated as kazal-type serine protease inhibitor domain-containing protein 1-like. Gene Ontology annotation, cellular component: extracellular region. Gene Ontology annotation, biological process: regulation of signal transduction; regulation of cell growth. The coding region runs from base 507 to 1400 and encodes 297 amino acids. Gene Ontology annotation, molecular function: insulin-like growth factor binding. NCBI's taxonomy places the organism in Eukaryota, Metazoa, Chordata, Chondrichthyes, Rajiformes, Rajidae. The record is from RefSeq and is a predicted model, not a curated record. The transcript is spliced from 6 exons.